UGAACUCUGACCAUGGUCUCAUAAGCAGUAAGCUUGACUCCCUCAGUCUCAGUGUGGGUCUGAAGACGCUUGGAAGCAGAGCAGGUUGUUGACUGUUUAAGACUCCAACAGGUUGGGCAGCUGAGCAGUAACUGAACAGUGAUUUACCUCUGUGGAGAAGAAAAAAAAAAGCUUCGACAUGGACUCCAACGGUGCAGGCAACGUUCAAUAUAAUCGCUGGAACGAAGACAACAUCAACAUGAACGUAGAGGCGUCACAGUCAACUGUGAUGAGGAUCCACAACAGAGUGUGUGUCGGCAGCACUGGAUUAGCAAUAAAGGUGGCAGGAGCUUUGGCUGCACUGGUGUCCAUUUACAUCAUAGGAUACGUGACGGGAUACUACGUCCACAGGUGCUGAUUGUGGAGCCCAAAGAGGAGCAAAAAGAACUGCAAGAUUAUGUAUAAAACACAAGGACUACAUGUCAAGUCUUCCUGUUGGCCGUAGUUGUCUGUCUGUCAUCAGUGUCGUUUAUGAUGAUGUAAACUUUGUAAAUGUUGAUUUUAUAAUGAUUUCCUAAUAAAACUGUCCUGAUGCAAACAUGAA
Messenger RNA from Labrus bergylta (ballan wrasse), 583 nucleotides. Lineage: Eukaryota; Metazoa; Chordata; Actinopteri; Labriformes; Labridae. The record is from RefSeq and is a predicted model, not a curated record.